CAUGGUCAGAUUUAUCCGCUUGCGAAAAAAAAAAAAAACUUUGCUGCUUCUGUCAGCCAGCGCGGCAGCCUUGGCCUGCCCUGACUAUCAGGAAAGGGAAUAACUAUGUAUGGUUGCCAACAAGGCGAUCGAAAUCACGUGAUUAUCACGUGCGGUUCAUGAGGAAAGUGAUCAAGCUCUUGCAUCCAAUUGAAGUCCUUUGAUUUCACCAAUGCCACAACAACCUGCAGAUAGCGACGAUGAAUUUCCAGACGAUAUCGGGCAGCUGGACUUGAGCAACGUCCCGGGUCUUCAGGAAAUUCCGGUCACAGCUUCGAUCAGGCGUUUGGAUAAUCCGAGUCCUCCUCCCACCGUGAUCGUACCAACGCCGCCAUCACAACCAUCCACGUCAUCCCUGCCUUUCGAGUAUGACUGCGACGAUGAGAUAGAUGAGUCAACUAUCGCCGCUUUGGAUGCUCUUGAAGCACAGUUCGCACAUGGUCAACCUCAACUCGAGGCUUCUCCUUUGACUGCUCAGCCGUUGAUUGGUACUCGCGCUGAUGACCGCAAGCGCGGACCGCCGUCACCGCAAACAUCGCCCGCCAGUAAAAAAGGCAAGACUCAGACAAGUGCCGAAGAUAGCCUUGAUACAACAAACAACAUACUCGAGGGAUUCGAAACCGAGAUUAUAUGUCCAAUGUGCGUACUGAUACCUGGUCUACCCGCCUGCGAAAUGAUGGUUUCAAAAACAUGCAGAUGCUUUGAUAUCAUGGUCGCAGCACACCUAUGCAACCCCUGCGGCCACAGCUGCUGCGGGGAAUGCGCUCAAGGGUGGAUAUCCCAGAAUAAAGCGUCUCCGGCAUGCGCAGUGUGCCGCGCUGCGUUGUCUACGACCAAACCACUUCUUCCUAAUUAUUCCCUUGACGCUGUAGUCCAGCAAUAUAUCCGUGUUCUUGUCGUCAGCGGACGAUCAGAAUGGCAGGAGAAGGGAGACAGGUUAGCAGAGUGGAGGAAGCGUCAUGACAAAUGGAGGAGAAUCUCCCAAGCGAAUGCACUAGUGGUAAAGGCAAAAGAAAAAGCUCAUCAUACAAGGCGCUAUCAAGGCGCUAUCGUUUCUUACAUGCCACCGGUUUAUGAACCUCUCGGAUCGUAUUAUGAUGACGAAGAUGAUGAAGAUGAAGACCCAACCUAUGAAGACGAUGAGAUUGUGGAGAUUUUACCGCACCGAAGAGUACUGAGACGGUAACCGACGUUCGUUCCAUAGCCUAUAUUCUCAAACGGACCUCGUUCAAUAUCCCCUAUCGUAAUUGUUACUUGUAGUAUCGUAGUCGUAGUUCACGUUGCCUGCCAUUCGCGAUAUAUCGGUUAAUAGAUUCUUGCAGCCAGCAGGUCCG
Molecule: messenger RNA, 1373 nt
Organism: Suillus subaureus
Lineage: Eukaryota; Fungi; Basidiomycota; Agaricomycetes; Boletales; Suillaceae
Exons: 7
Coding region: 212-1225 (337 amino acids)
Source: RefSeq, a predicted model, not a curated record